UCCAGUAGGUGGCGGUAAUGUACGUGUAACCUCGCUAAAACAACCGUCGUUUAAACUCGUAGAAGAAAGCGAAGCUAGCGUUAGCAACGUAGCACACGUUAACAAGCUGUAAGCGAGGUUUUGUAAAGCUUUACCACUUCACACGUCACCAUUAACGCGUUUAACUGCUCUGUUCCGCUCGCUAACCAAUUAAACCGCAACACACCCGAAAAUGGACAAACUGGAAACACCCUACGAUGUUGAAGCUGACUUUAUUGACUGCACGGUCUGUGAUAAAGCCAUAAGGGGAGACACCUUGUACAAGAUACACCUGACUACACCAGGGCAUAUAAAGAAAGAGCAAGGCUUAGUCCCUUCGGGGGUUGCAGCCAGAAAAAGCAGCAUACCGGAUUUUAAGGAUAUUUUACAUUAUCUGGAAUACGUGAAGCUCAAUGAGCCCAUCAUUGGUUUGAGCUAUUUGGAAGAAGUCCCUUGUGAUGAUGCACAAGCAAACGUCAGAUACUUAUGUAGGCUUUGUCAUCUGACUGCAAACCUGAUAGAAAUGGUCCACCAUGUGAUUGGACGUAAACACAGGCAGAAAUAUGUGGAAAUAAAACGGCCAGACUUGGUGACCUGGGAUAAACAGUCUGUAAUGUACCAAGGAGGAAAGAUCAUACGAGCCAGAGCAGAAAUAGUGGAGCGGCAGGAUGGACGUGGGACUCCCAAGCCAAUGGCAAAAGAAGGAAAUGAAAGCAAGUCAAAAACAUCAAGAGUUCCCCCAAGGCAGAAGCAAAAUAGAAAUCAAAAUAUUCCACAGAGUUUUAGCCCAAAAGAUGUGCUACCACUCUUUCCAGAAUUUAAGGGCAAUAAGGGUGAGUACUCUGACCGAGGGUACCCGGAUAUGCCCUCAUUCCAACCAGAUGACCCUUACAUGAACAGAGACAGACAGAUGUACCAACGGAAGGACAGUCUCAGCUGCGGAUACAUGAAAGACGAGCUACGCAGUGCAGAUUACAGGGAUAACAACAUGUACAGACAAGAAUUUAUGGACCCUGAUAAUCGCAUGCAAUAUGAAGAGGAAUAUGUAGAAGAUCCACAAAGACGAGACGGACACGAGCCAUGUGGUGGUACCAGGUAUGAUCCUAGGGAGGAGGUGCCAAUGACUCAUGGCCAGACUCAGCAUUUAGAUUAUUUUCCAGAGGAGGCUCCUCCUUACAGAAGACCCCACCCAGAAAGAGAUGCUCUCAAGGAGUUCUACUCUGAGGAAGUUCGGCGUCGCAAAGCCCGUCCUGAGGGUGAGCCCUCGCAGUCGGCGUACACAGAGGAUGAACGCAGGUGGUCUGUGGACAGACAUAGCAAUAUGAGUAGAGCAAGUGGGCGAGGAUCGAGUGAACCAGAGGCUAAGAGGAAGAGCUUUUCCACACCUGUGGAGCAUGACCAGUCACAUAAUCAUUUGUUUGAUAUUAUCAAAGAUUACAGGCACAAAAAGGGAGAACUAUGCGAAGAGGUAGUUUCUAACCCUGGGCCGAUCAGAACAGGACCCCCGUCCUCCCAGAGACGAGGGGACGUUACUAAGAACAUAUCUGGCAUCCCAGAGCCAUUCAGGCGCUUUCUGACGGGGGCCACUAAUGAUGAGGGAUGUGAGAAAAGAAAACGAAAAAGUCGUUUCUCUGAUGCCACUGCAGAGGAAGUGGAAAGGACAAAGGAGAUUUUCAGUGAAGAAUAUGGACCAUCAAAUCCAAAGUUCGGUGGUUAUCCGAGAUCAGUUAGUGAGUCAGUGCGACCUGAAAUCCAUGGAACACAACAUCCUGACCUCUACACACAACCACAGAGCCCACAUCAUCCUGAAAGCUACCACAGAGAAGGAUUGGAGUCAGAGGGAGUCUUUGAUUUGCUGAAAGGAAUUGAAAUUGAGAAUGCAGAGGAGGCUGAUUUCCUGAAGAACAAACUUUGCAGCCUUCUGAGAGAAUUUAAGUCCAAAAAAUCAGAGAAGGCAGUGCAAAUCAGCCAAGGCGGAGCAGUCCCCAAGAACGAUUACAACAGCUUGAAGCCAGACCGGGAGCUUUCUCCACGACACCAGUAUGAGAGAACACGCAGAGAAGAUUCAGACCUUCGACGAGCACAAGACAUACGUUUCCAAGAUGAUUCCAGAGGACGUGGCUGGCAGCAGCAGGAGUAUGUGCCUGACGAACAGCGCCAGGAAUACCAUCAUUCUGCACGCAAGGAACCCACACCCUCGAAUAGAAGCCGCUAUGAAGAGGCCUUUGGGCGUCCUGGAAUGUCUCGGACACCUAAUGUUCCCUAUUCAGAUGAGCCAGUAUAUUUCCCUGAAAGGUUUCAAGAACCCAAACACCCUCGUGGCUACCGACCCGCUGCUGAGGAGUAUUUCAACUGUCCCUCAGCUCCCCAACACAUGGUCGAAGAACCCAGGAUGCAGAGCGGCUCCCGGUUCUCCACGCACCUGGACAAAAUAACCUCCACCCUCCUGGAACUUGUGGCAAGAAAACAACCAUGAGAUUUCUGCAGAUGUUCUGUAAAAUAAAUAUCCAUUCUUUGGUGUAAAAUUUUGACUUUAGGUUAAAUCACCUUUGUUUGCUUUAGACUUUUCUGAAGAAUUGGUUUCUUGAAUUAUUUUUUAUGUAAAGAUUAAAACAAUUGUCUACUGCAGCUGUCAUGUUUCCCACAUUUUCAAAUUACUGUUACCACCACCAGCAAGAAUAGUGAUGUUGUAAAUGAUUUUCCAAUAGUUAUGUCCUAAUAAUUCACCGAAUUAAAUUUGUCUUGACUCAAGUGGAACUAACUGAUGUUUGUAGACUAUCUAAUGCAGGUUUUUAUGAAUAACGUGGUCCCAUG
Messenger RNA from Paralichthys olivaceus (Japanese flounder), 2832 nucleotides. RefSeq lists its product as uncharacterized. The record is from RefSeq and is a predicted model, not a curated record. Lineage: Eukaryota; Metazoa; Chordata; Actinopteri; Pleuronectiformes; Paralichthyidae.